Anopheles bellator is the source of this 1277-nucleotide messenger RNA. It is a transcript of the gene Rpn11, whose product is annotated as 26S proteasome non-ATPase regulatory subunit 14. Gene Ontology annotation, molecular function: proteasome binding; protein binding; metallopeptidase activity. The record is from RefSeq and is a predicted model, not a curated record. Gene Ontology annotation, cellular component: proteasome regulatory particle, lid subcomplex. Lineage: Eukaryota; Metazoa; Arthropoda; Insecta; Diptera; Culicidae. Bases 198 to 1133 code for a protein of 311 amino acids. The transcript has 3 exons. Gene Ontology annotation, biological process: protein deubiquitination; proteasome-mediated ubiquitin-dependent protein catabolic process.
ACAACGAAAGUCAUUGUUGGUUUCAUUUUCCGGUGCUUCAAAAGCAAAUCGUUGGAUUUAUUACUCCACUCACAACGAUCGGCAGUUUGGCUCACGGGAAAACAUCCUUCUAUUGUGCUUCGCGUGUUCGUGUUUAGUUUGUAGCAAACAAACAAAAGACUUCGUUUUAGUUCGAGGCUUUUCGUGGCAAAAGCAUCAUGGACCGUUUGUUGCGACUAGGAGGGGCAAUGCCCGGACUAAGCCAAGCGCCGCCACCCUCGGAUGCGCCCGUGGUGGACACGGCGGAACAAGUUUAUAUUUCGUCCCUCGCCCUGCUGAAAAUGCUGAAACAUGGCCGAGCCGGUGUACCGAUGGAAGUGAUGGGUCUGAUGCUGGGCGAGUUUGUCGACGACUACACGGUGCAAGUGAUUGAUGUAUUUGCGAUGCCUCAGACCGGAACGGGAGUGUCGGUCGAAGCGGUUGAUCCCGUUUUCCAAGCGAAGAUGUUGGACAUGCUCAAACAAACUGGACGCCCGGAGAUGGUUGUUGGUUGGUACCAUUCACAUCCCGGAUUUGGCUGCUGGUUGUCGGGUGUCGACAUUAACACUCAGCAAUCUUUCGAGGCAUUGUCUGAGCGGGCAGUUGCCGUCGUUGUCGAUCCGAUCCAGUCGGUCAAGGGCAAGGUUGUAAUCGAUGCGUUUCGACUAAUCAACCAUAAUAUGCUCGUGCUCGGGCAGGAACCGCGUCAGACCACUUCCAAUCUGGGGCACCUUCAGAAACCCUCCGUGCAGGCGCUAAUUCACGGCCUGAACCGCAACUACUAUUCGAUUAGCAUUAACUAUCGUAAAAACGAACUGGAGCAAAAGAUGUUGUUGAACCUGCACAAAAAAUCGUGGAUGGACGGGCUGACGCUGGCCAAUUACGAGGAACACUGCAGCAUCAAUGAGAGCACUAUCAGCGAAAUGCUCGAACUGGCGAAGAAUUACAACAAGGCACUCGAAGAUGAGGAGAAGAUGACGCCCGAACAGUUGGCGAUCAAAAACGUUGGCAAACAGGAUCCAAAGCGUCACUUGGAAGAGAAGGUCGAUACGCUGAUGUCCAACAAUAUCGUCCAGUGCCUCGGUGCAAUGUUGGACACGAUCGUCUUCAAAUAACGGCCUCCAAUGGAUGACAGGAGAACGUCGAGCGUUUUUUUUCUAUUCCACAACUUCGUUCAAUGUGUUAUUGUGCUGCGGGAAAAAGUUCCCUCUAACAUGAUAAUUAAAAAACCUCUCAACAUCGGGGGACUUAAUGUCUCA